This is a messenger RNA of Zophobas morio, 583 nucleotides long. RefSeq lists its product as uncharacterized. The coding region runs from base 43 to 477 and encodes 144 amino acids. The record is from RefSeq and is a predicted model, not a curated record. NCBI's taxonomy places the organism in Eukaryota, Metazoa, Arthropoda, Insecta, Coleoptera, Tenebrionidae. The transcript has 3 exons.
GUCCUUGCUCGCCCAGAAGGGCCACGGAUCUUGAGUGACAAAAUGGGGAUGAAUAAAUGCGUCCUUCAUUUUUGUGUCGGCUUGGUGGCCUUUCUCCUGAUCUUAACUGGAGUGAUAAGGAUAAUUCAAGUAUUUACGGCUGGCGAAGAAGUUGGCGGGACGUUUGUGUGGUUUUAUUUUAUUAUGGGGCUCGUGCACUUGGCUAGCGGCGUGUUACUGGCACACGGUGCCAUGAAGCAAAAACCCAAGUUAGUUUUUGCCCAUCUGGUCAUAACUAUCAGUUGUCUAAGUCUGGCUACAAUUGGCGUAUUGUUUAUAAUUUGUUUUAUGGAUUUAUCGGAUGGGACAGGAGUCAUUGUGGGUUACGUGGCAGCUAUAAGCAUCUUCUUUGGUUUGGAGCGCAUCGUGUACGACUUUUAUAAGGACCUCAAGAGUGAACCGCAGGGGAUGAACACUCACGCGACUUCUGAAGUUUGAGGAAGGAUUACAAACUUUUAGUCAAAUUUAAUUUUAAUUAUGUGGUGUGUAACUAUUGUUAUUUAUUAUUUUGAUACCUGUGAUGUGGCGACAAUAAUAAAGCUAA